AUGCCUCUUGCUCCACUUGGUGAUCCAUGGAAUUCAUGUACAACAGUCCUAGCUAAAUCUAUUGCUACAACAAGAGAAAAUAACUAUCAAAAGGUAAAGGGUAACAAUAAUAUAAAUUCUGGAAUCAAUGUAAAUGAUCAAACAAAGAAUGGAAAUUGUUUUACAACAUUAAAAAAUAAAGAAAUUAAAAAAGUUCAAACAUGGGGUGAAAGGGUAGAAAAAAAUAACAAUGAUAAUAUUUUUGCUUUACAAUCCAAUACAACUAAAUUGAUAGAUGUUCCGGAAAAAAUUCGUGAAGGUGUCCAGACAGGUUCAUUAAUUACAGCAACAUCAUUAAGUGAUUUUGAGAUAUCACAAGAAAAUGAAAGUGUUAGUUCUAAUGAUUUUUUAGAUAAAUCUAAGGACUUAGAUACCUCAACACAUACUACAAAUACUAUUACUAAAAAUGAUCCUGAUACAACAAGUAAUUCAUGUUUUGAUUAUGAAGAUACUCAUGUACAGGAAGAAGUUGAGAAUGUCAAUGAAACAGAAAUUAAUAUAAGUGAUGUCAGGAAACAGGGAGAAAAAGCUACAGCAUCACAUUUUGAAUUACUUAAAGUUUUAGGUCAAGGAUCAUUUGGUAAAGUUUUUUUGGUGAGAAAAAUCAAAGGUAAAAAUACUGGAAAGUUAUAUGCUAUGAAAGUUUUAAAAAAAGCAACAUUAAAAGUACGUGAUAGAGUUAGAACAAAAAUGGAAAGAGAUAUAUUAGCUCAAAUAAAUCAUCCAUUUAUUGUAAAAUUACAUUAUGCAUUUCAAACAGAGGGAAAAUUAUAUUUAAUUCUUGAUUUUCUUCGUGGUGGUGAUUUAUUUACAAGAUUGUCAAAAGAAUUUAUGUUCACUGAGGAGGAUGUAAAAUUUUAUUUAGCUGAAUUGGUAUUAGCACUUGAACAUCUUCAUAGUCUUGAUAGUGAUGGACAUAUAAAUGUAACAGAUUUUGGUUUAUGUAAAGAAUCAAUUUAUGAAGAUUCAAAGGCUUAUUCAUUUUGUGGGACUGUUGAGUAUAUGUCACCAGAGGUUGUUAAACGUGCUGGGCAUACAACUGUUGCUGAUUGGUGGUCAUUAGGUGUUUUAAUGUAUGAAAUGUUAACAGGACACCUACCAUUUCAAGGUGAAGGUAGAAUGGAAACAAUGUCUCAAAUAUUAGAAGCUAGACUUACGAUGCCUCCAUUAUUAUCACCAGAAGCACAAGAUUUAUUAAAAUGUCUUUUUAAAAGAAACCCCAAAAAUCGUCUUGGUGCUGGUCCUAAUGGUGUAAAUAACAUCAAAUCUCAUAUCUUUUUUGCAACAAUUGAUUGGGAUAAAUUAUUAAAAAAAGAAAUAGAUCCUCCAUUCAAACCAGCUGUCGUUGGUAUGGAUGAAACAAUAUAUUUUGAUAGUGAAUUUACCAAAAAAACUCCAAGAGAUUCACCAGUACAUCCACCAUCAGCUGCUGCUCAUGAAUUGUUUCGUGGAUUUAGUUUUGUUUCACCAUCAAUUCUUGAUAGUAACAAUAUAAAAUCAUCUAAUACUAGUAGUCCAAAUGAUACUUACAAACAAGUUAUUAGUAAUAAUGUUAAUGAAUCAUUAAAAGGAUGUCUUGAAAAUUUAUCUGGUAUGAAAGUAUGUGAGAAAUUAGAACAAAAAAGUUUCUUUGAUGAGUAUGAUGUUAAAGAAGAAAUUGGUGUUGGAUCUUAUUCAAUUGUUAAAAAAUGUGUACAUAAAACUACAGAAGUUGAGUAUGCUGUUAAGAUGAUUAAAAAAGGAAAAAUUGAUGUUUCUGAGGAGAUUGAUAUACUUCAUAGAUAUAGUAAUGGUAAAUAUAUAGGAAAAUUAUAUGGUGUUUAUGAGGAUGAUUUAUGUUUUUAUCUUGUUCUUGAAUAUUGUAGAGGUGGAGAAUUAUUAGAUAGAAUAUUAUCAAAAAAAGGUUUAUCAGAACGUGAAGCUGCUUCAAUUAUAUAUCGUCUAUCAAAAGCACUUGAUUAUCUUCAUAGUAAUCAAGUUGCUCAUAGAGAUUUAAAACCAUCAAAUAUUCUUUAUGCAUCAGAGAACAUGAAUCCAGAAUCAAUUAGAAUUAUUGACUUUGGUUUUGCUAAACAAUUAAGAGCUGAUAAUGGAUUAUUAAUGACACCUUGUUAUACAGCUCAAUUUGUUGCACCAGAAGUAUUAAAAAAGCAAGGAUAUGAUAUGUCAUGUGAUGUAUGGUCUUUAGGUGUUUUAAUGUAUUCAAUUUUAAGUGGUGAAGCACCAUUUGCAAUGAAUCCAAAUGAUCAACCUGAAACAAUACUAGAUAAAGUUGGUGAAGGUGUUUUUAAUAUGUCUGGUGGAAAUUGGAAAAAUGUUACAGAAAUAGCUAAAGAUCUUAUAAAACGUAUGCUUCAUGUUGAUCCAUCAAAAAGAAUAACAGCAAAACAAAUUUUACUUCAUCCUUGGAUUUCAAAAAGAAAUAUUCUUCCACACAUUAAACUUACUUAUACAAUUGUUCCAGAAAAAGUUAAGGAAGCAAUAAAUAUAAUGUUUAAAGCAAUUGAAAAUCCAAAUAAAACAGUUCCCUUACGUCCCGUAAUAUCAUCUGCUCUUGCCAAAAGGAGACAAAUAAAAUUUUAA
Messenger RNA from Strongyloides ratti, 2622 nucleotides. Its product is annotated as Ribosomal protein S6 kinase II. NCBI's taxonomy places the organism in Eukaryota, Metazoa, Nematoda, Chromadorea, Rhabditida, Strongyloididae. Gene Ontology annotation, biological process: protein phosphorylation; intracellular signal transduction. The transcript is spliced from 7 exons. Gene Ontology annotation, molecular function: ribosomal protein S6 kinase activity; magnesium ion binding; ATP binding. The record is from RefSeq and is a predicted model, not a curated record. Bases 1 to 2622 code for a protein of 873 amino acids.